UCUCUACCGACAAACAGAACGCGGAGAUCAAAAAGUCACUGUGAGAGAGAGGGAGGCAGCUGUUGUAUACACCUAAACCCACAGCAUUCUAUGUGUAUAUAUACUUACGCACACAUGACGCAACCCAUAAAAAAAUCCGUCUGUCUCUCUCUCUCUCUCAAUCUACAUUAUUCUCUCCAUGGAUAUCUCCGCCGAUACUUCGGUUUCCGGCGGAGGACCGGCGGGUCCCCCGUUGGGCGAGUUCGUGCCCGGCGAGCCCGCGGAAGGAGGCGAGGAUGUGAGCCUGGAAUGGCUGUCCAUCUAUAUGGAGGACUGCCUCUCUGGCACCACAAGCUACACCACCACCUCCCAGCCCCUCCCACCUCCCACCACAAGCCAUGAUACCCCGUCUCCAAAGCCCCCACAGCCUCAAAACCCCACAAAAACCUCCUCCUUGGAUGACCUUGCCAUCCCAGCCAAGGCCAGAACAAAGAGAAGGAGAGUCACCACCCCAAAAGCCCUCACCUCUCAAGACCCACUACUCUUCUUCCACCAGACCUGCUGGCUCGCAGACAGCGAGCUCAUCCUCCCUAAAAAGGAGCAGGAGGAUGAGGCACCAGCAGUGGAGUCAUUGGAGGGGGGAGGAGGGGGUGAGGCAGGGGAAAAGAUAGGAAAAGAACUGCAGAUCAGGAGGUGCUCCCAUUGCCUCUCUCACAAGACACCCCAGUGGAGAGCAGGGCCUUUGGGGCCCAAGACCCUCUGCAAUGCAUGUGGGGUGAGGUUCAAGUCAGGGAGACUGCUUCCCGAGUACAGGCCGGCGAAGAGCCCCACCUUUGUGAGCUACAAGCACUCCAACUCCCACAAGAAGGUCAUGGAGAUGAGAAUGAUGGCCAUUCUGUCCUCCCAAUCCAACUGAGUGAGUAGGUUUGAGCUUGUGUUGUAGGAACAAAAAGCAAAGGUAGAAGGUUUACUGCCCACUUGUAUUGCAGAGGCUCUGCUUCUUUGAAAACUUCCUGUUCUAUUAAGCCUAUGUGGCUGGUUCCUAUAUAGUUUUCAUUAGCCCUUCUUUUCUUUGUGCUUUUCUUUUGCUAACUCUUAAAUUUUGGGUUAUAUGUUGUUGUUGUUGUUGUUGUUUACGUUUAUGUUAUUCUAUUGUAAUUUGCAGAGAUGGGAGUAGAUAUUGGAUAAAAAUGGAAUGGGGUACUCUUUUCUUUUAUGAA
This is a messenger RNA of Phoenix dactylifera (date palm), 1199 nucleotides long. Its product is annotated as GATA transcription factor 2-like. Gene Ontology annotation, cellular component: nucleus. Gene Ontology annotation, molecular function: sequence-specific DNA binding; zinc ion binding. The record is from RefSeq and is a predicted model, not a curated record. Gene Ontology annotation, biological process: regulation of DNA-templated transcription; cell differentiation. Lineage: Eukaryota; Viridiplantae; Streptophyta; Magnoliopsida; Arecales; Arecaceae.